AUGACGAGUCAGUUUAAGUUUCCUUCAGAAACCGACUUAACACUCAGUGUUGAAAUGGGUGAAAUUGAAGAAGCAUCCAGGCGAUGGGCAGAGGAAAAAUCAAAACGAGUGGCGGUUCUAUCUGGCGACUCGCUGUCAUGUCGUAUCUGUAAUGAAACUAUAUAUAUGGAUGAGAUUGAAACGGUGAAAAAUAGAAAGUGGUGUUGGCCAUUUGAAUAUUGCAGCGAAUCGAUUCAUUACGGUUGCGCUAUUCCACGUGUCCGAAAAAUGGUGCGAUGUUCCGCAUGUGGCUAUGAAAAUUUCCUCCACAAGGAUUCCCUUCGUGUUCGUGCGCUUAAUUAUAUCCGAGGGCAUAGUUUGUUUCUUGCGAUACCAGCAGUUCUUUUAUUUUUUAUUAUUAUACUGUUAGUAUGUAACCAUCAACUGGUUAACCCACAGAUAACGCAAGCCAUCAAACUCGCUAUAAUCGCAUUAAUUAUUCUACUACUGAUAAGUGUUGUUAUUCUUAUCAUAAAUUUGUUGUGUUAUACUGGAAAAAUCAAGAAACCAGGUUUCCUAAAGCGAAGUGGUUUAGCAAAUAUUUCGAAUAUAAAUGAACCCAAUAUUGUGAAUCAACGAACAGAUGAAAUAGAAAUAGUACCAAUUACUUCAAAUAGAAUCUAUCAACAGCCUUUUGACCAGACUACUAUAACAACUGGAUCUAAUUUGGAAACUGACCGUUGUUUAGCAGCGAGCACUCCAAUGAGUAUUCCGAAGGCAUCUUGUAGCACGAAGUAA
Dracunculus medinensis (Guinea worm) is the source of this 777-nucleotide messenger RNA. NCBI's taxonomy places the organism in Eukaryota, Metazoa, Nematoda, Chromadorea, Rhabditida, Dracunculidae. The record is from the annotation of a GenBank genome assembly.